AUGGACCGAUCACCUUCGCAUACUAGCCCUACGAGUCCGACGGGCUCCUUCAAUACCUCCCAAAAUGAUUAUUCCUCUAUCCCAACGUCGACGGCAUCCCCAGUACAGGCCUCUCCGACCCAUUCCUCUCCAGCCUAUGCGCCACCAAUCCAGGCACCGUUGCUCCAGCCGCUCAGUCCAAACCUUCAAAGCCGAUUAUCGAGCCUUGCAUCCCGGAGUGGUGUCGCCAAAAUUUCUUUAGAGCCUCCGUUACAAGCCCCCCCUCGUCCUACAUUCAGUGAUCAGGGAACUGCAGCGAUUGUUCGUGAAAAGUUAAUUACUGUACGGCGCUCCCAACCUGACUAUAAACCGCCAUCUGCUUCCGGUACCGGCUUCUUAAGAAAGAAGACAGUAAAAGUCACAAGCAAUAAUGAAGCACAGAUGGCUACGUUCAAGUUCAAAGAACUUAGUUACUUGCUCGGGCAAGAAGUGCAGCAGCCAAUGACAGGGCCUGAUUUGGAUACAGAAUGUGCGGCUAUCGUCGAAGCGCUUUUGAACAUGGGAGCCGAUGUCAAUAUCUAUAAGCAGGCAAAAGAUAGUUUAGUCGCGAAGAUGCAUAUCGGGAAGAGCGAUGCGAACGUCGAAAUCCCUGCAAGAUAUCUCCAAGAUGCGACCGAACGAGGCAAAAUCAACGUAAUCCAGGUCUUGGCUUCGCGGGGUGUCAAACAGACUAGCUUAAACGAAGCAUACCAAAUUGCCAUAAGAAAUGCCAAUAUAGAUACCAUAAGAGUCUUACUAGAGUAUGGUGCCGAUCCGAACUCUUCUUCGACUGCGUUCGAGCAUCUGGUUUCGGCGGGAUAUCAUGACAUCGCCAGAUUAAUCCUUCGUUCUGGUAUUCCUAUAGCGAAGGAAUGCCUGACACGCCCGUUGAAAGGGAUUAUUGAGAUGGGGUAUGUUGAUAUGGUGGAACUCUUGGUGGCUCAUGGUGCAGAUUUGGAAUACAACAACGCGGAGGCGAUUAUGGCGGCUGUAAAGCUGGGAAGAUGGGACAUUCUCUUGAAAAUGGUCCUGAAUCAAAUUACACCCCCACACGAGCUUUCGCAAGUUUACCUUCUGUCAGCAGUCAACACUGUAAUGUUCGCCGACUUUGAACCUUCCUUGCGCCUAAUCCUUAUUGAAAUUUUACUCUGUGCUGGUGCACGGGGGGAAGACCUUGCUCGAGCAUUGGGACAAGCUGUCGGUGAAAGGGAUAAGAACCUAAUUAACCUACUUCUAGAGUUUGGCGUUGACGUGAACUAUGAUCAAGCGGCUGCGCUACGAUAUGUUGUAUCCGAGUGUCAGCUAGACCUUGUAUCCAUAUUGUUGGUUCGACCACCGAUACCCGAGUACCUUAACCUAGCAUUUGGGGAAGUACCAUUUGCUUCGCAAACGGAAGAAAACAUUAAACAACUGUCUUCACUUCUGUUGUCAGCAGGGGGCCUUGGGGACAAUGCAGCGAAGUUGCUAGUUCAAGCCGUUCGGGCGGGUUAUAAUGACCUUCUUCACCUACUAAUUGAUGGAAGGGUAUCGAUAGAGUACAAUAAUGCAGAGGCAUUGGUUCACGCCAUCACAGCCGUAGAUACCCGGAAGGUCAAAACACUCCUCAAAGCAAGCAUAGGACCAGAUUCUGCAUCGAUAGCUUUUGGUGCUAUUGAUAUGUUCCUGGACGAGACACAGCUACACGAACUUAUGGGUCUCCUGCUCGCGAAGGGAGCCCAGGGCGAUCCUGUCAACCAAGCUUUGUUGAAUGCUGUCCGGCAAAAACAGUGGACCAUCAUUAGCCUGCUACUCUCGAACAAUGCCGAUGUUGGAUACGCAAAUGGUGCGAGUUUAAUCCAUGCAGUUUCCGAGGCAGAUGAAGCGAUGCUAGAUACACUAUUGCGAAACCCGAUAUCGACAGAAACAGCCAACGUCGUGUUUGACACGCUGAGAAUGGAUACAAAGGAUCUCUAUCCAAUGGCGCAGAAACUUAUUGCAGCCGGCGCAAAGGGAAAUCCGUUAUCAAAGUUGCUUGUAUCCGCCGUGGAGAGGAAGAACUACACAAUUGUUCAGCUUUUGUUAGCAAACGGAGCUUCUGUCGUGUACGAUGGUGGUGCUUCGUUAAAGAAAGCUGUCCAGACCGGCGAUGAUCAGUUGGUUAAGAUGGUUCUUCCGAAGUGUACGAAAUGUAGCGACGGAAUGGCGGCAAUGGCAGCUGCAUUCUUACUUAUUGAUAGGCUGUCAGACAGUGCGAGAGCUGCUAUAAUGCCGGUAUUCCUAAGAUCCGGGCUUCGGGGUAGUACUGUGUCCGAUACCCUUAUUCAAGAGAUUAAUAAAACACCGACAAACUAUGCUGCAGUUGAGAUACUGGUGAAAGAGGGUGACGCUGACCUUAGUGCGAGCGGUGGUAUGGCCCUCAAAACAGCUGCUAGUCGUGGUGAUAUUCGGUUAGUGAGGAUACUCCUAGAGGCGGGCCCCGAAAAUUCACUUGUAUCUUCUGCAAUACCCUUGGCAAUGGAUAUCCCGAGUCCUUCGACAAGAUUCGAUGUCUUGGAAAUGUUACUUACUUCGGGCGCGGAAGGAGAUGAAGUCUCUAUGGCCCUUGUGAAGACAAUUCGACAACAUCCGGAAGCUAUUGGACAAAUCGACGUACUCUUGAAUAAUGGUGCUGAUGUCAAUUUCGGGGCUGGCGAGGUGAUCCGAGCCGCGUUUACGUCGAAGCAACUUGGAGUUCUCAAGAAACUUGCAUAUCGUGGAGCCAGCCAAGCCAACCUAUCGACAGUCUUCCAAAUGGCAUGGGACUAUAAAGAUGCCGAGUGGCAGUAUCGAGUGAUGGAAGUUAUCCUUGGAGCAAAACUAAAAGGACCGAUUGUCGAUGAUGCCCUUAUUAAACUAGCACAACAAGAUGGAAGUGACACCAGGGUUUUCACAUUGCUAUUAAAACACGGCGCAUCUGUAAACCAUGCUUCUGGAGCUGCCAUAAUGUAUUGCAUUCGCCAAGGGUUCGUUGAUCGAUUAAAGCUUCUGCUUCAACAAGACCCUGCUCCCACAGUUAUACAUGACGCUUUACAGAUGGCUAUGGAGCAAAAAGAUGCAACUUCGAAGUACGGGAUGGUUGAGGCAAUUCUCCAAAAGCAGCCGGAGUUUGAAGAUAUUAACGAUGCUUUAGUCCGAGCUCUUGAGGAUGAAUCGCCCAGCAAGGAACUCGUUACUUUGCUUCUUGAUAAUGAGGGGUCUGCCCUCCAUGAAGAAGGGAAGCCUAUCAAACUCGCUGCCCUUGGCGGACACCACGAAGUCUUACAAAUCCUCCUAGAGAAGACACAGAACGCCGUUGCUCAAAUUGCUACAAUAACGACGAUGAUUUUUGAUGAAGCAAUGACUUCUGGAGUUUGGAAAACAGAGGAUGGGCUUGAGACGAUGAAGAUCCUCUUGAAGCAUGGUGCAAGUGGGAUGUGCGUGGAUAAAGCCUUUGUCACUACUGCUGAUGAAUACGAGAAGUACCCGACAGCAAAACGAUUCGUCGAGGCACUUUUGCAAACCCCCAAUGCCAAUGUUAACCGUGAGGACGGGCGAUGUUUUAAAAUCGCGGCCCAGAAUGCAAACAUCGAACUUGUCGAACUACUCUUGCAAGGAAACCCUUCGAAACGGACUUUGUCAAUGGCAUUCCCGCAUGUAAUCUCAUCCGGAACUGAAGAAGAGAACUUGCUAGCCCUUGGUCGUCUUUUCCUCGCUGAUGGAUUAGAGACUGAUUUGAACUUCCAGCAUCCAUCAUUUGGUCCAGUGUUUUUUGGGGUUUUGACAAAAUACCCCAAUUUUGUGGAGUUUUAUAAGUUGAUGGUCGAUGCUGGAGCGAGUUUGGAGGCUGAGGUUAAAGUCAACUUCCACAGUAUUGGCGAGGGUGUUACACCCCUACUUUGGGCUCUCCUGCAGCCAGCUACUGAAGUUGAAAGUGCUGUGAUCAAGACUUUUAUCGACUCUGGUGCGAAUGUCAACUUCAAGUCCGAAUAUUCCCUUACAACACCCCUUAUGGUUGCGGUCCAACGACAGCGACGGGAUGUAGUCUUUGAACUGAUCAAAGCCGGCGCUUCCGUAACUACGGAAGAUCAAAAGGGGCAAACAGCACUAUUCAAAGCGUGUCAGGAAGGUCAAUACGAUAUUGUCGAGUUGCUAAUGGCAAGGAACACGUCUCGAAACGACGGAAGCUUACACGAAGCCGCCGCAUUCUGUCACCCGGAUGUCGUUAGGUUACUCAUCAGAGAAGGACAUCACGACCCAGACUUCCCAUCAUCGAGACAUAGUGGCCGAAGUGCAUUAUCGGAGUUAGCACUCGAGGGUGACGCGACGGCGAAUAAAGAACGAGUCAAAGAAACCGUGGAAGCGUUGCUUGAUGGCGGGGCAGAUUUAAGACUACGAACUAACAAUCGUUCCCCAUUGUCAUUUGGGCUGGAUAAUAAGAAUCCAGUGGAGAUGACUCGACUUCUACUCAACUCUGGCCUUUAUAAGACCAUCAACAGCGAUUUCAACCUUUACAGGGAUGAGAAGAAUGUUGUUUACUCAUUGACGAUGUAUGUUCGGAAGGGACUAUGUCAGAAUAAGUCACCAGAAGUACAAGAAGAACUUUAUCGACUAUUAAAGGCCUUCCGUGGAGAUGAUAGAUACUACGUCGACGACCCAAAAAUGCCUCAGCCGAUUGGUUAUAUUGGAAUCCCCGAUUAUUUAUCAAGAAUCGAAGAGGAACGACAAGUCGUCCAACGCAAAAUCGAUCACGAGAGAAUGUUACAACAAGCCCGUUUACGAAUGGAAAAGGAAGAAGCAACGGAAAGAGAAAGGAUACGAAAUCACGAAUAUCAAGCUGAAUUAGUACGCCAAGCGGAUCGAAAGGCUCGUGAAGAUGCACGAAUAUCACAACAACGUGCAGCGGAGUUGUCACACAUCAAAGCAAUGAAUGAACAAAGACAGAUAAUGGAGGAUGCGGAUAAAGCAAAGCAGUUAUCGCAUCUGCAACUUAUGCAUGAAGAGGAGCAACAACAUAAAUCUCAUAUGAACCAGGAAGAGUUGAAGAUGAUUGAGUUUAAGGUUGCGGCUGAUAGGAAGAGACAACAGGAGAUUGAAGAUGCUACUGAUAAGGAACAUCAAAGGCAGAUUGCUUAUUUGAAACAAUGGAGGGGAAAUCUGGAUGCGCAGAAACAGUUGACAGGCCCUGAUGGGUAUGCGGGGCCGGUUUAUGGAGGCCCUAGUGUUCCACCUCGAGGGCAAUUGCAAUGGCCAUAUACUAAAGACGAGCCGGAUUAA
Molecule: messenger RNA, 5289 nt
Organism: Orbilia oligospora ATCC 24927
Lineage: Eukaryota; Fungi; Ascomycota; Orbiliomycetes; Orbiliales; Orbiliaceae
Exons: 2
Coding region: 1-5289 (1762 amino acids)
Molecular function (GO): protein binding
Source: RefSeq, a predicted model, not a curated record